GCCAGAUACCUGGCGACAAACUUUGUCCUCUCACCUUGUUGGCUCUUCAUAUUCCUUGCUUUCGUUUUUGCUAUUAAUUCAAGAAGGAAAUAAGGAAAUAAAAAAAAAACAGAGAAUUAAUACCAGCGGCAAAAGAUUUGCCAUAGCGACCCGGGAAGUGAGAAGUUGGAGAGAUAAAGUAUGGCUACAAAAACCUAUUUGGGGCUCCUAGCAUGGAUAUGUUGCGGAUAUAUCGCUUUCGUGGCUACAUCAGAUGGAGAUCUCAGAGGGCAAUUUUGUCCCACGUCAACCAAAGUUGCAAGUAAUGUAACGGAGAAAUGCGGCAAAUUUUUAGCAAUGGUAGGAAAAGGAUAUUCUUUGGAUAAAAAGGCAUCCAAUCUUCUGGGCUUAAGCGAAGGCGAAUUGAUGUACAAAAUCCAUAAAUGGUCACUAGACAUUCAAUCCAGUCCAGAUUGUACUUUUACCAAAAGAGUUAAUACUGAAAAAAAUGCCUGCUGCGGUGGCUGGUCCGGAGCCAAAUGUCUUAUACCCGUCUGCAUACCUGCAUGUAAGAACAAGGGCUCUUGCGUCAGCCCCAAUGUAUGCAGUUGUCUUAAGGGCUUUAGUGGAUACAGAUGCGGUGAAAUUACCACAUCUGUGACCGCUGAAAUGAAAUACUGCUACAAAGGGAAAAUAUGCAAAGGUGAAAACCCGAAUAACAUGGAAGAUCGUUUGAUGCAAGCAAAAGACUGUUGUUUCGGAAAUGGAACCCGUGGUAACAGUUGGGGUUCGUCACUUUCGUGCGACGUGUGCCCUCAAUCAGAAAAGGUCACCCUUGAUCAAAGUGCACUGAAUAAAGUAACAAAGAAAAUCGUGAAUGUGGGUUUCGCCACUUGCCGCGUCUAUGGUAUAUACAGCUAUAGAACAUUUGACGGAAGUAACUAUGAUUUUGGCGGAGCAUGCAGAUACACUUUAGCCAGUGAAGGGAAAAACUGGUACGUGGAGAUCGAAUCUCACAACUGUAACAGCUUCACAACAUGCAGAAAGAAAGUCUAUGUAAACUUUAUGGUUAGUAAUCUGAAUAUUGAAAUCUUUAAAUGCAAAGUCAAAGUGAACGAUAAAGAGAUUGACAUGACCAACAAUCACUUACUUUCGGGCGUGACUAUUCAGAAGAAAAAUGGAAUGAUCCGACUUGAAAACAGUGCUAUAGGUGUAAGAAUGAAGAUGGGAUGUGAGGCUUCUGUUUAUUUAACAUUGACCGAAACCCACAGGCAAUGCUCCCUCCUUCAAGGACUGUGUGGAAACUAUAACAACGAUUACAGAGACGAUUUUCAAGCACUCAGCGGCAAAGUCAUGAAGGAUAGCGACACCUUCGCAAAUAGCUACCUCAUAAAAACUAAUAAAGCCGAGUGCAAACCAGUAUUCGGUAUUCCAGAUUUUUGCACUGGAGCUCAGAUGAAGAUGGUUGCUGCCCAAAAAUGUUCUUAUCUACAUUCAAAUGCUUUUAAGCAGUGCCACCAACUGAUUGAUACGGCAAGAUGGGUAAAACUGUGUAAGAAUGAAAUCUGUUCAGCACAAACAUCACAACAAGAGGAACAAAUGUGCAAAGUAUUUGAAAGUUAUUCAGAAGAUUGCAGAGAAGAAGGAGUUCUUAUUCAAUGGAGACGUAAAGACGUUUGCCCGAAAACAUGCCCCGCAGGUUUCGUUUAUACUGAAUGUACCACAUCUUGUGAACCAACAUGUAGCCGGUUGUAUUCAUUUGUCCCUGCGGAAUGUUAUAAAAGUUGCAGUCCUGGGUGUCAAUGUAAACCCGGAACAAUUAGAGAUGAAGACAAAUGCGUUUUACCGAAAGACUGUUCCUGUGUUUAUAAGGAUAAAAGGAUGCCAGCUGGUUCAACUGUUCAAAUGGACUGCAACAAAUGUGUCUGUAAGUAUGGCAGGUGGGAAUGCACUGAACAGAAAUGUCCUUCAAAAUGUACCCUUUCGGACAGAGCUUUGUACAAAACAUUUGAUGGAACUGAAUUUAGAAUCGAGCCAGCUGCUUGUAAAUAUACUUUGAUUGAGCCUCAACCGAAUAUAGUAGAUGAGCGAACACGGAUAAAGAUAGAAGCUGUAUACGAAAGUUGCGGCGGAAGAAUGGUCGCUGGUAAAAAUUGUCUGAAAGGAUUCACUAUUCAGUCAGCAAAAUUGUCCGUUGAGAUUUUUGAUAUCACUGCUGUUGUCAAUACUGAAGUCGUCAAAUCAUUUCCUUUUAUUGGUGCUGACAUUUACAUCAAGCAAGUGUCAUCUGAAUUCUUUUUCAUCCAUAUGAAAUAUUUAGAUAUACUCUAUAAACCGAAAACUCAAAUUUCCAUCACUAUUGAUCCAGUCUUUGCCUCAAAGAUUCGAGGAAUGUGUGGUACAUUCAACUACAUAACAGACGAUGAUUUCACCUUAAGAAAUAAUAUCGUAGACUCAGAGGAGAACUUCGUACUCGAGUAUCAAGACUCAACUUGCUCUCUCGUUUAUACGCCGAAGAUUAGUGACCCUUGUAGUUUGUACAGCUAUAACUAUGAAAAGGCUCAAACGUUGUGCAAUACCAUUAAAGACACUAGUGUGUUUGGACAGUGUUAUGAAGUGGUCAGCUACCAGCCAUACUUUGACCGCUGUCUUCACGAGACAUGCUUAAAAUCAGCCAGUGGUCCGAACACCCCAUUUUGUAAUAUUCUUUCUGAGUAUGCUAAGGCAUGUGCUGACAAUGGAAAGUUUAUUAAGUGGUAUGAAUCUAAGGAGCUCUCGAAACUAUGCCCCUUUCAGUGCGAUGCUGGUAAAUCAGAAGUCUACUCAGUCUGCCAUUCUCUGAAAACCAGUCACUGCAGUGAUUUUGCAACCAUUAAGGGGAAAUGUAAGGAAGAAUGUAUUCCUGGUUGUGGAUGUCCAAAAAAUAUGCAUUACGACAGUGAUGGCAAUUGUGUUUCGCUGGCCGAUUGUUCAUGUUAUGAUAAGAAGCAUCAAAGCAAAGCAUUCAAGUCUGGACAGAUGUUAAGAAGAGCUUGUUCAAAAUGUACAUGCAGCAAUGCAGAAUGGGAUUGUGAGAAAAAAUCUUGUGAUGAAAUUAUAUGUCCAAAGAAUCAAGUAUACAUCACCAAUACAUCAAUAUGCCAAAGGACAUGCGGAAACUUUGAUCAAAUGAUAAAGUGUGAGAAAGAAGAUAUAGCUAUUGACCAGUGUGGUUGUCCCGAAGGAAAAGUCAUGUCUCACAACGGUGGAUGUGUAGAAAAAGAUGAUUGCCCCUGUAAAUAUGACAAUAAAUGGUAUAAGCCAGGACAAAAAAUUAAAAUUGGAUGCAAAGAAUUGGUUUGCAAGAAUAAUAUUUGGGUGACAGUUUCGAAAACUAACUGCGCAGCAACUUGUUGGGCAUCUGGUGACCCUCACUAUCAAUCAUUAGACGGUAAAAGUUAUACCUUUAUGGGAAACUGUAUGUACGUGCUUUCAAGAUCUUUAGACAAAACAUUCUCUAUUAUCACUAAGAAUGUGAAAUGUGGUUUGAGUAGUGUGACCUGUACAAAAGCUGUUGAGGUAGCUAUUAAAAAACAGAAAAUUUUCAUGACUCGAGGAGUUGGGCUAAAAGUGAACGAACACCUAAUCAAUCAAACCUAUGCAAAAUUUCAAGAUUUUGUUAUUUCCAGAAGUGGAUUUUUCUAUCACAUCUUGACAAACAUCGGCCUGACGAUCCAAUGGGAUGGAGCGACACGUGUUUAUGUGCAUGUUUCUCCUUACUGGAUGGGAAAAGUUGAAGGUCUGUGCGGAAAUUAUGAUGGAAAUGCUGAAAAUGAUUUCAAAGGCCCCGAUAAUGCUGUCAGAAAUCUAGCGUCUGAUUUCGGUCAUAGCUGGCGGUUACAAGAUUGCGUGGCUGUUCCACAAACGAAACCGAGUGAUCAGGGGAUAUUUUGUAAUAGUCCAGAGAGGAGAAUGUGGGCACAAAGUGCAUGCAAUCCCAUCAGACGAGGCCCGCUUUUCGAAAGAUGUCGCCAAGCUACCGGUGAUAAAUAUAAGACAUUCUAUGACGACUGUGUUCAAGAUGCUUGCGGUUGUGAUACAGGUGGUGACUGCGAAUGUUUAUGCGCAGCGAUAUCAAACUUCGCAGACAUGUGCAGCAGACACAACAUUUAUAUAAAAUGGAGAAGUCAAGAAUUGUGUCCAAUUCAAUGUGAAGAAAACUUCCGCUAUUCAACAUGUGGUUCUCCCUGUCCUCAGACCUGUAGAAAUAUUGGUGAUGAACCAGAACCUUAUUGUAAAACUACAAAAUGUAUCGAAGGCUGUUUCUGUGCUCCUGGGUUUAUAAGAGACGGUAAGAAAUGUAUCCCGGCUAUUGAGUGUCCAUGCUAUAUGAACGGUCUGAGAUACAGUCCAGGAACGAAGCUAAAAAUCAAUUGCAAAGAAUGUGUCUGCUCCGUGGGUAAAUUCCAAUGCACUAAGAUUAAAGAUUGUCCCAAGAAAUGCAAGCCAGGUGAAUUCCGGUGUACGAUGGGAGAAUGUAUUGCCAAGGGGUAUAAAUGCGACAAGACUAUCGAUUGUAGAGACGGAUCGGAUGAAUUAAAUUGCAACUAUACCUGUAAACCCGGAGAAUUUGAGUGCGGUGAUGGACACUGUAUCCCUCUAUCUAAAAAAUGUAAUGGUCUACCAGAUUGUGUGCUUGGUAGUGAUGAAAGAAACUGCAACAUAUCAUGCCACAGUACCCAGUUUGCCUGCAAAAAUAAAAAAUGCAUUCCAAAAUCUUUCAAGUGUGACGGUCAUGUGGAUUGUGGUAUUGGUGACACUUCAGACGAAACCAAUUGCCCUACCGAGAGAUGUAACGCCCGCCAGUUCACAUGUAGUAUUUCUGGUAAAUGUCUACCAAUAACAAAGAAGUGCGAUGGUCAUGAUGACUGCGGAGAUGCAAGUGAUGAGAUCGGCUGCACGUGUACGUGUAAGAAUCAAUUCACGUGCGGGUCCUGCGAUUGUAUACCUAAGGAGAAGCAGUGCGACGGCAAAAUGGAUUGCGCUGACGGCUCUGACGAAAAGUGUGCAUGUUCUGUAAAUGAAUUUACUUGUAACAACAAACAGUGUGUCGAUUCAAAGUUGAAAUGUGACAAAAAAGUAGACUGUACAGACGGUUCUGAUGAACUUUACUGUAAUAUUUUGUGCAACGCAUCCCAAUUUACCUGCAAUAACGGACAGUGUAUCAAUAAAACAAAAUACUGCGAUACAGUCAAGGAUUGCGCAGAUGGUUCGGAUGAGCAUGAUGACUGCUUUGUUGUCUUACCGCAAACUAAACCAACACUUCCUCCAUGGCCUGAAACUACAACAAAAGCCAAAACAGUUACAACUAAAGCUACUACUAUUGCAAUAACUACAGCUACUACUGCUAAAGCUACUACUGCUAAAGCUACUACUGCUACAGCUACUACUGCUAAAGCUACUACUGCUACAGCUACUACUGCUACAGCUACUACUGCUACAGCUACUACUGCUAAAGCGACUACUGCUACAGCAACGACAACUACUCCUUUUGUAUCUACAACUCCUUCUACAAGAGCCUCUACUUCAUUUACAACUGCUCCUAAAACAACAAUAUCAUUUACAACAGGUGCGACGUGUGAUGCGAUAACACUCGAUUACAAUUCAGUUGAAGUAUUGAUUAAAUCUUCAAGUUCUCUUACCCCGCCACGCGAUGUUUUAAAAGGAUCGAACAAGAACUGGGUUUCUAAGGACGAACAGAAUAUAUGGUUAGAAAUCAGUUUUCAAACAACAUAUGACGUAAGAGUUUUAGAAAUAGGCUUCGUUUUAGACAACGCCUUUAGCUUCCAAUUGGAUUAUGUCAAAGAAAACAUAGUGGUUGAUACAAAGGUAAGAUAA
Octopus sinensis (East Asian common octopus) is the source of this 5856-nucleotide messenger RNA. Its product is annotated as SCO-spondin-like. The record is from RefSeq and is a predicted model, not a curated record. Gene Ontology annotation, molecular function: protein binding. The transcript is spliced from 40 exons. The coding region runs from base 181 to 5856 and encodes 1891 amino acids. Gene Ontology annotation, cellular component: extracellular matrix. NCBI's taxonomy places the organism in Eukaryota, Metazoa, Mollusca, Cephalopoda, Octopoda, Octopodidae.